This is a messenger RNA of Elaeis guineensis (African oil palm), 1056 nucleotides long. The record is from RefSeq and is a predicted model, not a curated record. NCBI's taxonomy places the organism in Eukaryota, Viridiplantae, Streptophyta, Magnoliopsida, Arecales, Arecaceae.
AUGGCAGGCUGCGCAUUUAUCACACGCGAAGAGAGAAGCUUCUUCUGCCCCUCUACCGGCAUCUACAACGGUCCAUGGAAUUCGUCGCUGGCUCCCACACCACCUCUCUCGCUUCCCCAAUUCCUCCUCUCCCACUCCGCUUCCUCCUCCUCCAAGCCCGCUUUCAUCGAUGCGGAGACCGGCGCAGCCCUCACCUUCGCCAACCUCCGCGCUCUCACCGCCGCCGCCGCCCGUGCACUCGCCAUCCUCGGCGUCCGCCGUGGCGACGUCGUCCUUCACGUCUCUCCCAACUCCCUCCACUUCCCCACUCUCGUCCUCGCCGUCAUGUCCCUCGGCGCCGUCUUCUCCACCGCCAACUUCCUCCAAACCCGCUCGGAUAUCCAAUCCCAGGUUCAAGAUUCCGGCCCCGUUCUCAUCCUCACCACCGCCGACCUCGCCCCCAAGCUCGACGGCCUCAUACCCCGCCCUCCGACCCUGAUCGACCAAUUCCUCGCAUCGCUCUCCAUCGAUCGGAACGCCCCGGUCGAGUUCCCCGGCGUGGGCCCAGCCGAUCCAGUGGCGCUGAUGUACUCGUCCGGGACGACGGGGAAGAGCAAGGGGGUGGUGAGCUCGCACGGGAAUCUGGCGGCGAUGACCAGCGUUCUGCGGCACGUGUGGGGGAGGAGGGAGGAGGUGUACGCGUGCGUGGUGCCGCUGUCCCACAUGUUCACUAAUUUGACUUCUAAUAGCUCUCUAGUUUGGAUCAGCACCGAUCUUAUAAUCUAUUCUCUAGAGCCUUGUAGCACCAAAAUGGCGGUGGCGGCGGGGGCGACGGUGGUGGUGCUCCGGCGGUACGUGCUGGAUGAGCUGCUGAUGGCGGUGGAGGAGCACCGGGUGACGCUGCUGCUGGUGGUGCCGCCGAUGGUGGUGCAGCUGGCGAGGUCGGGCGGCGUGGCGCGAGCCAAUUACGAUCUGUGCUCGCUCAGGGAGGUGAUCUGCUCCGGCGCGCCGCUCGGGAGGGACCACAUGGAGCGCUUCGCCGACGCAUACCCCGGCAUAACCCUCUCUCAGAGGUGA